AACUUAUUAAAUAGAUUAAAUGUUUCGAUUGAGUUAAUACGCACUUAGCAUUAUGGGACUUUUUUGUUUCAUUCAUCGAAAGAAGAAACGGAGGAGAGAAAAAGACAAAAGGGAAUCUGAACGAAAAUGCAAUCGAUGCUGUCUAAGUGGUGCUGAAUUUAUUGAAACUGAAAGGUGUGGAUGUAAGCUGCUACAACGAAGUUCUAUCCCUGUGACAUCUUCUCAUCCCGACAUCCCUUCGCGGAUGUCCCCGUGUCGUCCUCUGAUCCCACCGAGGCUGUGUUCCUCUCCUCCCCCGAUCCCUCCACGAUUGCCACUCUAUAAAGGCAGAACUUCGAAUCUGUUUGCCAGCAUAUCGGAGCUCCUCCAGAAGAAUGUUGGCUGGUACUGGGGUCCCUUAAAGAAGGAAGAAACUGAGCUGCUGUUGAGGGGAAGACCGGAUGGCUGCUUCCUCAUGCGAGACUCUAGCAGUCUCAGUCACGUGUUCAGUCUCUCGGUUGUUGUCGUUAAAAGAGAUAGACGGGGAGGAGAGACACGCGACGAUGUUUCGGGGGAUCAGCAGCAACAGUCACGUGACAGAGGAGGAGGAGGCGGGAGUACGGAGACGGAUGAAUACGGGGAUAAUAGAAGGGGUCGGAGGAGGAAAAGCAAGCGUAGAAUUGUGGACAUACGCAUAGAAUUCAUGAACAACGAGUUCCGUCUCAUGGCCAAUGACUUCUGCAGGUCCUACAGUUCCUUAGUUGAGAUGAUGGACAGUUCAGUUCAAUGUGUGAUCAGAGGGGACAGCUGUUUCGUCUCCCAGGCCAGCAGACCCACCCUGUCCCAGAUGGGGGUGGGGGUCGCUCCCACGCCCAUGAAGCUUCACUCGCACGUGUCUCGUCAUGAGGUUGUGGCUCCCCUCUCUUACCUGAGCAGGAUGAAGCUGCAUCAAGCGAAGGGGGACUCGUCUGUAGCUGGUAGCGAUGGCGGUGUUGUGGCGGGGGUUGAUGAUGGAGCUCAGCUGGAGUUGCAACAGCAGAUAACGCAUCAGGCUGAUUUAUUACCAGUCACUCUGAGUAACUACGUAAAGAGCUGCCCUUUCUACGAUCCUCUAUUAGUUCAGAUAGCUCUUCAAAAAAAGUCCGCGAAAGCAAUCACUUGGACGGUACAAAAAAGACAGGUUCAAACAGAGUCUGUUCGAUCACCGCACUUUUCGAUUGAAAAAUAUCAGUAUCCAGUCGAAAUACGAUUAUUAGUUACAAACAAACUAACCCUUAUCUCAUUGGAUACCAAGCGAAUCUUUUUAGGCGGCCUUGUUACCGCAAUUCCGUGUGGUAAUUUUUUUUACUAUUGAAGAUGAGUUCGUUAAACAAAUCAUUGAUGAAGAAAAUUUGGAAGGCAGUUUACAAGAGGACCAAAAUUGUGUGUACAGUCCGAUUUACUCUGUGCCUGAUCAAGGCUUAUGACAAUGUCGCUUCAGUAAAAGAGAGCUUGGUUGUGAUAUUGCUGGUAGUUCAAGAAUUGUAGAAAGACCAUAUGCCCAAAACCCUUAUAUUUGUUUUGAAGCAUGGGAAGAAAGGGACAAAGAGGAGAGCGAUAAGAGUGGGUCAGAGUUCAGUGGAGAAAGUUACAAUUCACUAGUAAUUUUUCAUAAUCAAAUUUUAUACUUUUGUUCACUCUACUUAAAAUUUGGUUUCUAUCAUUUACCGCGCUUAACUUGAUUUCAUUAAAUACAACUCUUUUUCAUUUAAGUUGAAUAUAAAUAGCCCCUCUAGUUUCACUUAACAAUCUUAGCGGCAGUAUUAAAUUCAGUCAAGCAAAGUAAUCCCCAAGAUCGAAACCGACUUUUAGAAAUCUGUUGGAUAGGGGACGAAAUCUGUUAAUUAAAUAAAUAGGACGAAAUCUGUGCCAAUCGUUCAGAUACAGUUCAAUACUACCAUAUCAUCACUUCAAGCGGGUACCAUUAGACCAUAGGCAGUGGCGUCCGCAGAAAUUUUUUUGGUGGUGGGGGGGACGGUU
Molecule: messenger RNA, 1998 nt
Organism: Symsagittifera roscoffensis
Lineage: Eukaryota; Metazoa; Xenacoelomorpha; Acoela; Convolutidae
Product: suppressor of cytokine signaling 7-like
Exons: 8
Coding region: 53-1333 (426 amino acids)
Biological process (GO): phosphatidylinositol phosphate biosynthetic process
Cellular component (GO): phosphatidylinositol 3-kinase complex
Molecular function (GO): 1-phosphatidylinositol-3-kinase regulator activity
Source: RefSeq, a predicted model, not a curated record